GGAGGUAACCUGCGGGUCUUGGCGGCCAGGAGACGUGAAGCCCGGCUGUUAAUGAGGAGGAGGACGGAGCUCUAUUUCCGCACCGGACCUCGCUCGGCCUUACCGUGUGCGCUCUUACCGCCGACCUCUUUACUCGGAAGAAGCGCCGGAACACGCCGAACAGCCGGUGUCCGCCACUAAGUCCGUUUUGUCGCGUCGAACACGAAGCGUGAAGGAGGAAGAGGAGGGCGACGGAAGUUUUGUUUGUUUUCCCGGGGAGUUCAGGACGCUCGGGGACUGCCUGCCUGGAGAAUCCCGAAUUUCAGUGCUCCCCCCGAAAAUCUCCCGGGGCAACCAUUCUCCCGAAUUUCCACCCGGACAACAAUAUUGGGGGCGUGCCUUAAAGGAAUGGUUGAGCCCAGCCCUCCAGCGCUACACCUCCUCUCCAGCGUAGAUGCCAGCAUGACAUGUGUUGGUGUCAAAGUCGAGCCGGAGGACAUCACUGGAGGAGCAGGACUCUGCACAACCAGGUCUACUCUCAAGAUGUCUCCUUCUCACGACUGGACAGGGAAUCAACAGCUGGUCGCUCGUCAACUCACGCCACCGCUCUCCUGCUCACCUUUGGAGUGUUCUUUAGGUAAGGACUUGCUGCGCAUUCAAAGCCCAGGAAUGCUCAAGGAGACCAAGAUCCAGGAUCCUUGCAAAGUAAUGGCCAGUUCUAAGGAAGGAACACCAGAGUCUCUGGCAGAGAAGGAACUCCAGCUACUAAUGAUGAUCAACCAGCUGAGCGGACUGAGGGAGCAGCUGCUGGGUGCCCAUUCCGAACAGAGGAACAUGGCCGCCCUGCUGCUGGAGAAACAGCAGCAGCAGAUGGAGCUGGCCAGGCAGCAGCAAGAGCAGAUUGCCAAACAGCAGCAGCAGCUGAUCCAGCAGCAGCACAAGAUCAACCUUCUUCAGCAGCAGAUUCAGCAGGUAAACAUGCCUUACGUGAUGAUUCCAGCGUUCCACCACAACGCCCAGUCACUUGCAGUCCCCUCUGACCCACCGAUGGGUUUGCCACUUCAACCUAUCCCGUGCAAGCCAGCUGUGGACUAUCCCAUGCUGCUCCUGCCCAGCCCCUCCAAGAGUACCGCUGGUUCUAUCCGACAGGAAGCCGGUCAGCCCUUGAACCUGACAUCCAAGCCCAAAGGGAUGGAGAUGAGUAAAGCACCGAGUCCACAGUGUCUGGAACUGGCGUCUUUGGCCAUGAAUGGCUCCUACAGACACAGGGAUCGGCUAAGGGACUCAUCUGAUAGCCCGCCGCGAUCUGCCCUCAAUUUCCACAGGAAUGGUGAUGUGGUCACACAGGCCAUCCAUGACGCCCAGCAGCUGCUGAGGAGCCACAACACCGGGGUCCAGGACAGGGCCAGAGACCGAGAAACACAGAGGGAACACAACAGAAAAUUGGAGAAGAAAUAUCCUUCAUGUGCUGAGCGGCGUCUUCACUCGGAGCCGGCAGAGGACAGACACGCCAUGGCGUCCACUGAUGACCACCUCAGCAGCGACUCGGAGUGUACCCUACCAGUCCAGGUCUACCCGGAGGUCUGCCCGCCUCCAUCGUCAGGCCACAUCAAGAGACCCAUGAAUGCCUUCAUGGUCUGGGCCAAGGACGAGCGCAGAAGGAUCCUGCAGGCUUUCCCAGACAUGCACAACUCCUCCAUCAGCAAGAUCCUGGGCUCCAGGUGGAAGUCCAUGUCCAACCAGGAGAAGCAGCCUUACUACGAAGAACAGGCCAGGCUGAGCCGGCAGCAUCUGGAGCGAUACCCGGACUACAAGUACAAACCUCGACCCAAACGCACCUGCAUCGUGGAAGGACGCCGGCUGAGGGUGGGAGAAUACAAAGCCAUGAUGAAGAGUCGCCGGCAGGAACAGAGGGCCACCUACACACGCAGUCCCACAGAAGCGGCGCCCCUCCACUACUCUCACAGCGACGCCUUGUACUCGGCCGGCGGGGGCGGUUCUUCGGUCUCCGUGGCGGCCAUGUCCUUCCACUCCUCCCUCCUGGAGCAUUACCUGCCGCAGGCCCCGCCCACGUUGCACGGAGGGGAGGCCCGGGCCACGCCCCCCCCAAAGCGGCAGACGGCGAGCGAGCGGGACCAGGCGCCGUACAGCGAAGGGGAGGAGAGCGACGGCGGGGAAAGAAGCGAGGGAGAACUGGUGCUCCUGACGGACUGAAAGGAGGAGACCCCCUGGGGGGGAACACCAAGAAACGGCGGCGGAGCGGUCGACUCCCAAUCUCAAGGUUGUACGUUCGAUCCCCGGUCCAAAACUCACUUCCUGUCAGUUUCUGUCCAAGUCAGGAAGGAAAAAGGUAAUUUGUCGCCUCCCAGAGGAAGUAAAGAGAAGUGCAAACACAAUGCAGUCUCAUCACAUCCCACUACUGCCCCCUGCUGCUCCACUCAGGUCAUUGCACUGGUUUUUUUGGUCAUUGCAGUGGCUUCCCAAGUCCCACCACAUUAACAUCCAGUAGCCCAGUAGGCCUAAGCACUCAUUAAAUACAACGUUGAGGUGUUAUUUAACAAGUUUAUUGAAUGUUUUGGCCACUGUAACGUUCACACUGUGCCUAAAUAUAGGAAGAUAAAACACUGUACUUUCAUCAAGGGAUUUAUUGGGGUACCACUAGAUGGCGCUUCAAGUCAUCGUUUGAGUGUCAUGAAAAUGGAUGAAAUCCAGACCCAAAAACAUUUUUAAAUGCGCAGUUUUUAACUGAAAAUAAAACUUUAUUUAUAGAGCACGUUUAAAAGUGACCACCAAAGUUCUGUUGAAAAGGAGAACCCAGCAAACACAAAACAGAACGUGAUGAAAACUAAAUAAAUCAAACAUAAAAACAGGUGGACAGCAGGAUGGAUCAUGCACACCUGUUAAAAGUACACAAAUAACCUUGGUGAUGCGCUUUUAUUUUGAAAGGGCUAAAAAAAAGAAUGAAGGUCGCUUGUGUCAGCUAAAACUAUGAAUUGAGCGUAUGAUUAUUCAUCCAAAAUAAUCAGUGGAUCACUAAAAAAACAACACAAACAAACCCUAAAGCUGUAAAAUAAAAUAAUCAAUGAUUAUUGAUAUCGCCCUAAAUCACUAUUGUCUCAAAGGGCUGCACAAACCACAAAUAUAUGUGGAGGUUUUAAUCCCAGACCUUUUCCUGUCGAGGAUGGCUAAAAAAAAAAAAAGCCCCAAAAAUGUCAGUCCAGGGUUCGAACCUCCGGGCAUCUCCAGUUUCUGCCCACAUUUACAACAAAAAAAGGACUUAAUUAAAGACAUGAAGUUUAUACGAGUCCUGUGAUUGGCUGGUCAAACACACCUGACUCAGGCUUACCUGUCACCCUAACCAGUGCAGAAAGUGGACUUGAGUCUUUACCCGUCUUGUCAAAGCAUCUUCCUGCUUGGAAAAUGUUGAGCAAAUGGAGUGGUGAGACGGCGCCCUCUGCUGGAUGCACUAACCACUGCACUCUUCUUGCCACUUUCGAAUUAAGUUCACUUUCAAAAGCAGUAAUUACCCAAUUUCUCCGGACUAUACAGAGAAUCAGGAUAAAAAUAAAUAUAUUUUUCCAUAUAUUAACCACAAAUAAAUAGGUUGUGAGAUUAAUUAUUUACGCAGGAAUAUGUGUAAAUGUAUAUUUAUACACUAAUUGGUGUCCAUCACAAGGCAGUAAAACGGCUGAUCACACAAAACAGAAGUCUUCAUCAAUGGACCCACUCGCUCUCCAAUCAGUUAAAAAAAAACAACUCCACGGUUGAAACAAUACUAAAAAAAAAAUGGCACUUGUAAACGUGUUAGCAUUUUGGUUCACGUUAGCGACGGCAGCUUGAUUACAUUCCGAUGGCGUGUACGAAUACCGUAUUUCCUUGAAUUGCCGCCGGGGCGCUAAUUGAUUUAAAACCUCUUCUCACUCCUGCGCUUACCAAAGGCAUGCGGUAAAAGUAAGCAUGCGCUAAUUAUUUUAAAACCUCUUCUCACUCCGGCACUUACCAAAGUUAUGCAGUAAAAAAAUUGAGUGUGAUGUAAGCUUGGACCUUAAAUCCUACUGAAUAGCUCUCAAUCUUCUUCCCUUUAUGCGAUUUCAUAUUACCGGUAUUGAAAUCAGCCUCCUCCAUUUUGAAAAUGAUGACAGGGGAAGUGUCACUUGUUUGACCCGUCGGUAAUACUAAGCAUGCGCUAAAUAUUUUGUGAAGCGAGUUUUAGCCGGCAGUAAUUCAAGGCAGCCGCAUACUACAUGACCUGCUGUAAUUCAAGGAAAUAAUGUAUCCCUGAAAAAAACAGUCCUGCAGACAUCACACAUGGGGACACUUUAGUCAGUAUGAGUAGUUUUAGUUAUAUUGUAAAACCUACAAACAUCGUUCGGAGUGACAAAAGAAGAGUCUGUACGAGUAGGAACGCCAUGGACGGCUAGAAUACGGAACAGCACUUGUGUAAAGCGCUAAUCAGAAGGAAAUGAUGUCAACUUUCAUCCCGCAGAACCCGCCGUAGCACAAACAAUAACACAACCUUUCAACCGCACGUCUUAUAAGCCGCAGGGGAAAAGCGAAGGGAAAAAGCAGCUGCUUAUAGUCCGGGAUUUAUGGUAUUUAAAAUCACAAAAGAGAUAUGAAAUGGACGAUAACGCCGGGGAAUUAAGUUUGGAUGACAACUUUGUCUUUUGUAUGAAUAUUUACCGGCUUUUGUGGAAACACUCAAGGUUUUGUGCUUAGUUCUGCUGUACUUCAGUUGAAGUGUACUUCAAAGUACACGAGUGUGCACAUUGAGACUUAUCCUUAGUUUUUUUGUUGACCAUUUCUGUUAAUUGCUCUUAUUUUAAAGACAGAUGUUGGGCUGAGCAAUUAACUUUGCUGGUUCUUUGUUUUGUUUUUCAUACCUCGUGUUUUCUUCUCUGAAUGUCUUUACACGCAGAAAGUGUGUAGAAAUGUAAAUAUUGUUUUUUUUUACCUGCUCAAUGUGGAGCUGGGAUGUUUUGGUAAUAGUCCGCACUUGUUGGAAAAAAGAGUUUACAGGUCAGUCGGGCAUUUAUUUCAAUCACUGACUUAUUAAUAUUGUCGUGCUAUAAACAUCCAUCACUCAUCAAGUCUGCGGUCAUGACGCAACGCAAGACGUCCAUUAUUUUGAAAAUCUGGACUUUAAUUUCCUCCCCGCAGUCAAGCAAAGUGAGUUUAUCUUAGUUUGUAGUUCUUGAUGUCCUUGUGGUGGAGGUGCGUGCAGAGAAUGAAUGUGGGCCCCGGGGCAGAGAAUGAAGGUGGCCCCGGGGACACAACUGACGGGAUUUGACGGCUUCGGUGUUGGGACCGGAAAUCAUUCUGCGUUGCAAAUAUAGCAGAGGAAAACUUUUUUGUGUGUGUUUAGUUUCAUCCGAACUACUGAGAGUCUUUGUGCGUCGCUAACCCUGCUGAUGUAAAUAUAGAAAUAUACUUUAUUUUGUUUUAUAAGAGUUUGUGUAAGUUAAAGAUGUACAUUUCACUGUUUUGUGGGUUUUAUUCUGAAAAAAACAACAAAUAAAUCGGUUGUGUUAACUGCA
Molecule: messenger RNA, 5516 nt
Organism: Nerophis ophidion (straightnose pipefish)
Lineage: Eukaryota; Metazoa; Chordata; Actinopteri; Syngnathiformes; Syngnathidae
Product: transcription factor SOX-13-like
Exons: 14
Coding region: 388-2193 (601 amino acids)
Biological process (GO): regulation of transcription by RNA polymerase II; cell fate commitment
Cellular component (GO): nucleus
Molecular function (GO): RNA polymerase II cis-regulatory region sequence-specific DNA binding; DNA-binding transcription factor activity, RNA polymerase II-specific
Source: RefSeq, a predicted model, not a curated record